Messenger RNA from Rhinolophus ferrumequinum (greater horseshoe bat), 2900 nucleotides. RefSeq names its product leucine rich repeat containing 56 (gene LRRC56). Lineage: Eukaryota; Metazoa; Chordata; Mammalia; Chiroptera; Rhinolophidae. The record is from RefSeq and is a predicted model, not a curated record. The transcript is spliced from 14 exons. Bases 725 to 2341 code for a protein of 538 amino acids. Gene Ontology annotation, molecular function: protein binding.
CUUGGGCGGGGCACGGCGGUGCGCCCGGAGGCAGGAGCUGCAGGAGUUCGAGCGCCUGGGCUGGGCGCGGGCAUCUGAGCCCGCGGAGCUGUGUCCAGGUCUUCACUACCCUGGUCCUCAGGGGCGCUUCCCACGGCGCUUCCUUUUGUCGUGGCAUCGGGUCACACUUGUCAGCGGAGGUAAAUACCGUCCUCCGAAGGACCCUCACAGCACCUCCUGCCAGAGAAAGGUGGGCGCAAUUCUCCACCACUGAUCGCCUUUGCAGGGGGCUGACACUCGGAGGGUCAGUACCCCACCUCCUAGCCUGACUGCUUCUCUCUUGCGCCCCAGCACCCCUAGCAGUUGAGGAGCGCCCACGCGUGUGAGGGACUGUACCUGGGGGGGCGUCUCACGCCCCUUACCGCUGGUCUGCCAUAGCAACCGUUGCUAAGGGGUGUGGCUCGGCUCCGCAGAGCCAGGGAGAUUUCCGCGGCUCAUAAAUAUUUGAUUAUUCAAAUGAGGUCCUGCCCGCGUUGCCAGGGCGCCCAGGCCUGAAGCCCCGAGGCCGGAAGAACAAUCCGAAGUCGCAGAGAGAGCCUGAUAGCGGAGGGCGCCCAGGGCCGAGCCCCACAGGCCGGGGCACCGGGGCUGAGCCCUCAGCUGCCACUUGGCCCACAUGCUGCACCCCUGGCCCAGAUGUUUGACCCACAGUGGGAAAAGGCAGCUGACUCCAGGUUGCAUGUGAAUGGACAGGGCCCAAGGGCCUCGGCCGAGCUCGGCCAGUGUCCAAGUGCGGGAGCUGAGCUGGCACGGCCGGCACAACCCCCACCCGCAGAGCAAGGACCCUGGCAGCCAUGGGAGUGGCCGCAGUGAGCAUCUGGUGGAGGAGUACCUGUCACCUGCCCGACUGCGGGCACUGGCCCAGAUGCCUGACCUUCGGCUGGUGAGCACGCUGGAGAUGUGUGUCGAUACGCGCGAGUACAGCCUGGGCAACUUCGGGCUACACCUGCCCAGCCUCAGCCAACUGAAGUUGAACGGCAGCCGCCUGGGCUCUGUGAGAGACCUGGGCACCUCCCUGGGCCGCCUGCAGGUGCUGUGGCUGACUCGCUGUGGCCUGGAGGACCUGGACGGCAUUGGCUUCUUCCCGGCCCUGAAGGAGCUCUACGCCUCCUACAACUGCAUCUCGGACCUCAGCCCACUGUGCCUGCUGGAGCAGCUGGAGAUGUUAGACCUGGAGGGCAACGGCGUGGAGGACCUGGGGCAGGUGUGCUACCUGCAGCUGUGCCCGAGGCUGGCCACGCUCACCCUGGAGGGCAACCUGGUGUGCCUGCGGCCAGGCCCCCACAACAAGGUGCCACUGGGCUAUAACUACCGGGCAGAGGUGCGCAGGCUCAUCCCCCAGAUACAGGUGCUGGACGACGUGCCAGCCACACUCACAAGCCCACCAGCCUCCCGGAAGCUGGACCAGGACUGGCUCAUGGUGAAGGCGGCCAUCCAGGAGGGCAGGGUCCUCAACGGCCUGCUCCCCACGCUGGAUCGUCCCCAUGGAGACCACAUUUGGAGACUCAGCCCUGAGCUCUCCCUGCCUGAGACCCAGCCCCGGGCCCCCAGGCCCUGGCCCCUGGCCCUACUGGUCCCCAGAGGGCCCCUACCCGAAGACCUGCUUCCCAAGGACCAGGCCCCAGGGGAUGACGCCAGCAACCUCACCCACGGCGCCGGCCCAGUCCUCUGCGGGAACCCCACCAAAGGCCUGCGAGAGCGUCGGCACCAGUGCCAGGCCUGGGAGCCCACCGAGCAGCUGCCUUCACAAAGGCUGGAAGGCCUGGCCACCAAUGCCUGUCCUCCAGGGCCUGACCCUGCAGACAGCCAUGACGUCUUGGCAUUGGCUGGACUUGAGGCCUGGAGGGGCCUGCGCCUGCGGCAGCUAGAGUCCUGGCAGGAAGGGGCUAAAGUCCCCCGGGGUCCACGCAGGGGCCCUGAAGCACAAGAGGAUGAGACCGGGCCCAAGACUUCCCCCAGCCCCCUGAACCUGGCCCCAGAACUUUCCAGGACCUUGGGCUAUCACCUGCUCCCUUCUCCCCCAAAGCUUCCCAUGCCACCUGAUUCGAGCAGCCCUUGGGGGUCCACAGACCUGCAGUUCCGGGGGCGUCGGCUCAGAGCCCUGGGCGACUCGGGGCCUGGCCUGGAUCAGGGGCUGGCUGCAGUGGCUGCUCUGAGAUCCCUGGAGGGGGCCUCAGGCCCAAGCCCUAGAAACCAGGGAUGUCCAGGCCCAAAGCCAGCACCGAAUCCAGCCGCCGGACGCCCAGCCCUCCGGUGCCUGCCACACCUGAACCCUGUCACCCCAGCCCAAUCCCACCCCUAGUCCAAACCCCACCCACUGCCAAGCUGCCCAGGACUGUGGCCAAGGGGCCGCCCUUAGUGAUGGGAGCCUCAUGGAACCCAGAGCAUCUGGGUGGGUGUUUGGGGGGGGUGGGAGGUGGGCCUGGCACAGGAGAGGCCCCUCGGUGGAGGGAAGUGGGGACCUGCACCACCAGGGAGUGCGCACAGGUGAGAGCCCAGAACAGCCCAGCUCCCCACCGCUGGCCCAGUUGCCCACGGCUUCCAUAGGGCCUGGCCUUCGCGGGAGGAGGGGUCAGAGGAGCAGGACUGGAAGAGGCUGGGUGGGACCCAGGCUGGGUGGCCGAGCUGUGCCUGUCCAACCCCUGGCAGGCCCUGCAGCCACCGCUGGGCCACUGUUGUUUCAGCAGAGGCGCUUGCCCUAGGCGGAAAAGAGUGUAACCAGGCCUCCCAUCCCUGGAGGAUUUGUGCGGCUGGGGGGUGGCAGGAUACCCAGAAACCAAGCGAAUCAUUUUCGACUCAGGUGUACAGAAAUGCAGUUUACUUCGUAGGUGACGUUGGUUCAGUAAAUUAUGCAGCUGGCA